Oryzias melastigma (Indian medaka) is the source of this 2136-nucleotide messenger RNA. RefSeq names its product inhibitor of growth family, member 5a (gene ing5a). NCBI's taxonomy places the organism in Eukaryota, Metazoa, Chordata, Actinopteri, Beloniformes, Adrianichthyidae. The transcript has 8 exons. Bases 321 to 1046 code for a protein of 241 amino acids. Gene Ontology annotation, cellular component: nucleus. Gene Ontology annotation, biological process: regulation of DNA-templated transcription. The record is from RefSeq and is a predicted model, not a curated record.
GGAAAGUGCUGGUAAUCUGAGCGCGAACGCGCAUGUGAAGGUCUCGCUCGGUCUGCGGGGUGGUGGAGCCGCUGGCUCUCCGUGAGGUUUCGGUGUUUCGGCGGGUGCAGGUCGACUGUCUGCCGGGAGUCCGUCUAAGGAAAACGAGACAAAUGCUGCGCAGACGAGACAGGAAGAAGAGAGUUUGAGCGUCGACGGAGCGGAAGUCCUGACACCGACAGGGACCGACUGCCAGCCCGGAGUUACAAAACAAACUCUACAGAGCUCGGUUCGGCUAACAGUCCGGAAGCUAAAGGGCGCGCGGGAGCCGACCGUCAACUAUGGCUACUGCUAUAUACCUGGAGCAUUACCUUGACAGUAUUGAAAACCUGCCGUGUGAACUACAAAGGAACUUCACGUUAAUGCGAGACCUGGACAGCAGAACGGAAGAAAAGAAAGGAGAGAUUGACAGACUGGCAGAAGAAUACAUAUCUAAUGUGAAGAACCUGGCUUCAGAGCAGAGAGUGGAACACCUACAGAAGAUUCAGAAUGCCUACAGCAAGUGCAAGGAGUUCAGUGACGACAAAGUUCAGCUUGCAAUGCAAACGUAUGAAAUGGUGGACAAACACAUCCGCAGGCUGGAUGCAGAUCUGGCCCGCUUUGAGAAUGAGCUGAAGGAGAAGCUGGAGUUGAGCGGCUAUGAGAGCACCGAUGGCAGAGCCUUGAAAAAAGGCGACGUGCGGGGGCAGCGGGACAAGCGUGGAUCCAGAGGACGAGGAAAGAAAGGUUCUGAUGACGACUCUCCCAAAAAGAAGAAGAUGAAAAUCAGCCAAGACUUGAGCGACGCUCUGCUGCCAAUGCAACCGUCAGAUGUUUUGGACAUGCCCGUUGAUCCCAAUGAACCCACUUACUGCCUGUGCCAUCAAGUGUCAUACGGAGAGAUGAUUGGAUGUGACAACCCAGACUGUCCCAUUGAGUGGUUCCACUUUGCCUGCGUUGACCUCGCCACUAAACCAAAAGGAAAAUGGUUUUGUCCGAGAUGCACUCAAGACCGGAAGAAGAAAUAAGAGCCUGUCAGGAAUGCUCAAAUGUUUUAGUGGUUUUGCUGUUUUGAAAUAACAUAGCAUAGUUAUGUGUGCUUACAAAUUACAAAGUGAACCAUAGGUUUACUAGGCUUGAUUCAGAUUUGUUCCACCUGAGCUUGUGACAUCAAUCUUCUUCCCUAUACUGGCUUUACUGUCUGUGUCAUAGAGUUUAGAACAUAUCCACAGUUGUCCAGCAGCUUUAAAAUGUUUGACAGUGAACUACUUCUGUGUCCUGGAUGUGGUUAGAAUCCGGUCUGCUGAGUAAUGAGCUGUGUAUACCUGUAUACUGUACUAACAAAGAUGGAAAUCCCACAUUCUGGUUUAAGCUUACUUGAAGUGUCCGCUCUUCAAAGAACUAUUUUUUUAGAUAAAAAGAGAAAUGAUGCCUGCUGAAAAAUGUCAAAUCUGAAAUGUGUAGAUCUAUACUGAUAUGGCAACAGUAAAAGAGGAAUGUGUAUUUUUUGUUACUACCUCCUUUGGAUUUACAUUUGCACUGCAUAAAAAAGACUGCAGUUAAAUGAGGUGCUUCAAACAAGUACUACAUCUGUUCUUUUUCAAUUAGCUGAAACCAAUACAAGCACAAAGUUAGAAUCCAGACUGUGUCAAAGUGACAACGCCUAUGACAUUUUUGAAUGUAUUGUGGUACUAAUGGUGUCUCCGGUCACCUAAUGAGGUAUUCAAGCACUUUGAAGAAAGUACCCUGAAGAAGUAUGAUACUGCAGGCUGGGGGUAAUAUGUAGUUAGUGAAACUUUGCUGUAACACAAAAGUUCUGGGGAAAAGUCUGUCAGGCCAACAGAGAUGGAAGCGAAACACUGAUGCUUCUGUCCAAGCUUACAUGGAACUAUAUAUUUUAUACAAGUCAAUAUUUUGUAGAAAUGUUUCCAAAGAGAUUUGUUUUAUUGUUGAAAUACUACUAUACAUUCAGAAUUUAUUUAAUAGAAGUUAAGAUUCUUCCUAAUGUUUGACUGAAAAUCAUUCAUGUUUUCUAAGCCACAAAUGUUUAAACCAAAGUUGAUGUAUUUUCUUCAGCUCUGUAUUUUAUAACAAAUAAAUUUUCACUGGUAAUCACAA